Molecule: messenger RNA, 1686 nt
Organism: Aphanomyces astaci
Lineage: Eukaryota; Oomycota; Saprolegniomycetes; Saprolegniales; Verrucalvaceae
Exons: 1
Coding region: 1-1686 (561 amino acids)
Source: RefSeq, a predicted model, not a curated record
AUGCCAGACAAAGACAAAUCACAGCGCAUCCGCCAAGACUGGAACAAGAGUGUGCCUUGGGCAUACCUGGACCCAGUUCACCAGAACAUCCCACUGGCCACUCGCGACGCGCAUCUCCGCCCGCCACCUCCACGCAUCUCCAAAGGCCACGACAUCUUCAUCGGCAUCUCUAACUACCGCGACAUUCGUCGCUGUGGCUUCACGUUGUUCACAGCGUUCUCCCGAGCCAAGCAUCCGGAGCGGGUCACCAUUGGUGUCGUCGAUCAAACCCAAGACGACGACACGACAUGCCUCGAAGAGUACUGCAAACUGGCCGAAGCGUCGGUCUGGAAGGAGUGCAAAUUCAAAUCCCAAGUUCGAAUCGACGCCCGGGAUUCCCGGACAUCGAAAGGCCCGACGCUGGCGAGAUGGCAGCAACAGCAGCUGAUUGAAAACGAGGAGUUCUGUCUCAACAUUGACGCGCACAACCAGUUCCUGCCCAACUGGGACGCGGAAAUCGUCGACGAGUGGCUGCGCACGGAGAAUGAGAUGGCCGUCUUGACCACGUACCCCAUGGGCUACGACUUCAUGGGCCCUGACCUGACCCACCAAAGCCACUACAGCUCCCACCUGUGCCGCUACCUGGACCGGGAUUCUGCCUUCAACGUGCCUAUCAUUCGAGGCAUGAUCCUAAUCGACAACAGCGAAGCCCCUCAAAUGUCCACAUUGUGGGGCGGUGGCUUGUCCUUCAGCAAGUGUCACGCCGAGCGCCGCGCCCCCUACGACAAGCACAUGAACUGGGUGUUCUGGGGCGAGGAGUACCUCCGCAGCAUGCAGCUUUGGACCCGCGGCUACGAUUUCUACUCGCCAUCUCGACAUGGGCAUGUGGUGUUUCACAACUGGUCGAAUGACAAAGGCAGGAUGAAGCGGUUCUGGGACAACGUAACUCAAGUCAUGACGAAAGAGCAACAUGACAAUGAAGAACAACUCGCGUACAAUCGACUGCGCAUGGUGCUGACGUUGCCGUUUGACGGCCCAGUCGACGCCCACGAAAUCGACAAGUACCACGGUGGAAAAGUGCGGUCGAUCGAGCAAUUUCUCCAGUUUUCAGGCAUUUCCAACGUCGAUUCAAAACUCGAUGAGGCCCGAUGCGAGCAACUCCACUGGGUGCCGUACGCCGUGCCAGAAAUCAUCGAAGAGUUUUUGUCUGGCUGGGUUAUGCGUGAUGGUCGGUCGAGUGAAAGCAAUGCUCGAGUAAAUGAUAGGGCGAUGGUGAAUGAGACGUGGAGUCGAAUGGAGAAGGAGCUGUUGCUUCGUGUGCAGCAGAAGCUGGAUACGAUGACGAAACCCAGGGCGGUGGUGAAUGAGACGUGGCGUCGAAUGGAGAAGGAACUGUUGCUUCGUGUGCAGCAGAAGCUGGAUACAAUGACGAAACCCAGGGCGGUGAUGAACGAGACGUGGCGUCGAAUGGAGAAGGAACUGUUGCUUCGUGUGCAGCAGAAGCUGGAUACGAUGACGAAACCCAUUGCAGAAACGUCGCAACUGGUGCGGGCGAUGCAGCAUCAACUGAGUGAAUGGAACCGACCCCACGAAGUCCUAUGGCCGUUGGCGCUAGUGUGGCUGGGUCUGAUUUCCGUAUGGCUGGUGUACAAGGGCAGACGAGCGUCGUCGUACGCCACUGCGCCCACAACAAAGGCGUACCAAUAG